GAAGAAGAAAGAAAUGAAAACAAGCGGCACGUGGUUCAACAUGGCGGCGCCCUCUGGACUCCCGGAGCGAGCUUCGAGCAGCAGCGACGACGGAGACAUUAAAAAGUGUCGGGAGGCAGUUUGGGAAACACAAGUGAACAAAAGAAAAGAUGAAGACAGCAGACACAGUGCGAGACAGUCAAAACGUGUUGUGGCUGACCAUGAACAUGAUGGCAGCCAGCUCCAGGUCACCACAGGGUUUCAAACACACGUGGCUACAAAGCUGGAACAGUUUCUCGACAGUUGCAUUUCAGAGCUGCAGUCUGAAACCUCACACGGUUUGGAAUCGACAAACCGUGGUCACGAUAAUCAGGAUGAGACAAACCGUGGUCACGAUAAUCAGGAUGAAGGAUUUCGUCUGUUCUCCACAUCCGUCCCAGGACAGAAAGCUGACCAUCCUCCAGCUCCUGCGAGGCGUCGUCCUGCUCCCAGCUCAAGCGACAGCGACAGUGAGAUGGAGAUGAGGCUGAAGGAGGCAGCGGUGCCUCUGAAGGAUCUGUUCCCCUCUACGCCGACUACAGAGACCCCCGGCUCGGAAACGAUGCUGGCCCACCAAGUCGAAAAAGAGGGUGAGAUUAUCAAGAAAAAGAGGAAACGGAACGAUGAAGAGAGUGAACAUGUGGACUCAGCAGGUUCUGCUCCUGAUCACAGCAGCGGUGAGCGCAGGAGCUCCGAGCUGGAACACGCACGUGUCCAAGUCGAACGAAAGAAGAAAGAGAAGCGAAAAGAAGCUGAGUUUUUAUAACCUUUACAGCUUGUUUCGGCCUUCCACGCUCUGUUGAAGUGGAUGGUUUGUGGUGGUUUCUAGAUAUUUGAAUAAUAAAGGAGGAACUCGGUCUGUAAGUUU
Molecule: messenger RNA, 886 nt
Organism: Nematolebias whitei (Rio pearlfish)
Lineage: Eukaryota; Metazoa; Chordata; Actinopteri; Cyprinodontiformes; Rivulidae
Gene: c8h12orf43
Product: chromosome 8 C12orf43 homolog
Exons: 6
Coding region: 14-784 (256 amino acids)
Biological process (GO): Wnt signaling pathway; negative regulation of Wnt signaling pathway; Spemann organizer formation
Source: RefSeq, a predicted model, not a curated record